AUGGUAAACAGCAAGCUACAACAAUGUCGACAGAUCAUUGCGGAGGCCGCCAACGGUCCCACCACACCUGCUGCAGACAAGAUCCUCAUCGAUCGCAACAUUCUCGUGAUCCCCGACCUCUACAUCAACGCUGGUGGUGUCACCGUCUCAUUCUUCGAGUGGCUCAAGAACCUCAAUCACGUGUCUUACGGACGUCUGACAUUCAAAUACGAGAGGGAAUCUAACUACCAUCUGCUGGAAUCGGUCCAAGAGUCCCUAGAGCGGCGAUUCGGUCGCGUCGGAGGCCGCAUCCCCGUCACUCCCUCAGAGUCCUUCCAGAAGAGAAUCUCCGGCGCCUCCGAGAAGGACAUCGUGCACUCCGGACUCGACUACACCAUGGAGAGAUCCGCUAGGGCCAUCAUGAAGACAGCCAUGAGGUUCAACCUCGGCUUAGAUCUGAGGACAGCCGCGUAUGCGAACUCCAUCGAAAAGAUAUUCACCACGUAUGCCGAUGCCGGUCUAGCUUUCUAAUAAUUCACUUACUGAAUACCAAUUUUAAAGUAUUGUCUGUAUAGUAUUUUCUGAGGAAUUCGAAAGUCGACUGGACGUUCAAUCCAAUAUUUAUUUCCUUCAUUUUACAGUACAGUGAGAUCACGACACGAGAUUAAACCAUUAGGGUUAUUUUAUUCGUAUUGUCUGCAUUUUAUACACUUCGAUUUAAUCCCUGUGCACGUAAACUUUACUUAUAAGAGACAUUGUAAUCACAGUAUUUUUUUGUUUGUUGAAAUCAUGGCUUUUUAUUUGAAUUUAAGCGAAACAUUGUUAAAUAUUUAUGUGAAAAUAUAAUUUUCCUUGUAUCAAUC
Molecule: messenger RNA, 842 nt
Organism: Bombyx mandarina (wild silkworm)
Lineage: Eukaryota; Metazoa; Arthropoda; Insecta; Lepidoptera; Bombycidae
Gene: Gdh
Product: glutamate dehydrogenase, mitochondrial
Biological process (GO): L-glutamate catabolic process
Cellular component (GO): mitochondrion
Molecular function (GO): L-glutamate dehydrogenase (NAD+) activity
Source: RefSeq, a predicted model, not a curated record